CGGAAAGAGGCGGAGCGUCGUUACCAGGCGCCGCCUUCUGCUUCCUUCCAGAAGUCGCGCGGCGCCUGAGCAGAAGCGAGCGCGGGCUCAGCCUGAGAUGGCUGAUUCUGACCCUGGGGAAAGAAACUAUGACAACAUGCUGAGAAUGCUGUCAGACCUGAAUAAGGACUUGGAAAAGCUAUUGGAAGAGAUGGAAAAAAUCUCAGUGCAGGCAACUUGGAUGGCCUACGACAUGGUCGUCAUGCGCACCGACCCUGUACUGACAGAGUUCAUACGCCGGCUGGAGGACGCCUUCCUCAACUGCAAGGAGGAGAUGGAAAAGAACUGGCAGGAUCUGCUCAGCGAGACCAAGCACAAGCAGUAGGCCCCAUCGCCCACCUGCAGCCACCACCCACACUGCCUGUGUGCAGAAGCACAGGAACAAGUCAGUUACCCAGAUGUAUAGACAGUCUUGUUUCUCAGUAAACUUAUUUUGAAGCA
This is a messenger RNA of Fukomys damarensis (Damara mole-rat), 480 nucleotides long. RefSeq names its product synaptonemal complex central element protein 3 (gene Syce3). The record is from RefSeq and is a predicted model, not a curated record. The transcript has 3 exons. Gene Ontology annotation, biological process: reciprocal meiotic recombination; spermatogenesis; synaptonemal complex assembly. Lineage: Eukaryota; Metazoa; Chordata; Mammalia; Rodentia; Bathyergidae. The coding region runs from base 98 to 364 and encodes 88 amino acids. Gene Ontology annotation, cellular component: central element.